CGUAAGCCUGCACUACAUACACCGCGUCGUGAUUAAAAAAAAUAAAGAAAGAAAAAAUAUCAUUCAUCAAUGUUUUUGCAAAAAUACCCUUUGUUUAUUCUGUAUGCAGUGUCAAACAGUUAUGGUUUAAAAGUCUAAAAGAGCUUAAAAAUAUUAUUUCUCGUUAGCGAUGUGCUUCAAUCGAAACACAGAAGGUGUGUUACAGUUGACACAUUAAGGUUUCUCUAUAUACGCUCCAUUUUCGGUGUUUUCAAAGCAGAUGUACGAAUUUUCUACUUUUUCAAUGUAAAAGCUUAUGACAAAAAGAACCUUAAAUAGGUCUGAUAAAUGACCAUGAAUUCAGAAUAAUGCAUGGGGCUUCUGAAGACUCCAAUAUUUUUUAAUACUAAAUCACUAAUAAGAAGUUUACACUCUUUUAAUUAAAAAUGCCGACACGAAAUUCUCUGAAAAAGGACACUGAAAGUCCAAAAACCGUAUGGGUCACCGCUCAAAGUCCAAAACAGGUGAAGUCCAUCUCCGAAAAUUCACAAGUAAAUAGUGAAAAUCAAACAGAUAUGAAAGUCGUGAUUUCUCAGAAUGAAAACUCUGAAACGGUUCAAAAAUUUCCCGAAGGUUCAACAUUAAUGACCUUUGCAAAUGGGUCAAUGAAAGUGCCAAAUUUCGUCAUUACCAACGUGCAGAGUUUGGCAUCAGGUUCUAAAAUCCAGAAAGUAAUCCCUCUGAAAAAGGCACAGAAUAUUGUUCUACACAAUCUUACUCCAGGUGCACGUGGAAAAAAUAUCGGUCGAUUCAGCAAGGUCUCAAACGCAUCUUCACCGACAAAAGUGUCAACCAGUUUUAUCAAAGAGGAAACGAUGGAUGCGUCUCCGUCACAAGAUACUCCUCAGUGGAUGAAUACUCCCAUAAAAAGAUAUGUAGCGAAGAGAAAAAUUAUACCUGAGGCAAGUCUAACUCCCAAAGUUGAGAAUGCCGAUGACGAUCAUGCUUACGUUAAUAAGUACCAGAGUCCUAUCAUUACAUUAAAAAGAAUUAGCCCUCCGAAUAAUCAGACCAAAUCGGUCAAAAUCUCUGAUCGUAUCUGCAGAUUGUGCCUCAAAUACAAGGAUAAUUUGACUCCUCUCUGUUGGGGAGAUCGCACGAAACCACAGUUGGUCAAUUUUUUGAAGAUCUGCUGCACUCUUGAGGUGAUUCAGGAAGAUCCUAUGCCAAAGUGGAUUUGCAACGAUUGCAGAAUAAAGUUGCUGGCAGCCUGGGAUUUUAGAAAUCAAUGCCAAAAGUCGGAUAACAUACUGCGAAAAUAUUAUAAGCUACCUGAAAAAAAUGAUCCCCCGUCUGAAGCUGAUAAAUCUGUUGUUGAACAAAAGGAUAAAGCGAUUCAGGUCCAAUGUUUCGAUCGAUCGAAAAAAGUAAUAUCUAUACAGCAGCCACUGAAGACGGAAACUAUAAAAGAGGACAAAGAGUCGAUUGAUAAACUCGAAAGAGAGAUGGACAUAGUAGGUAACAUAAACGAAGAAGAAAAUGAGGAUAUCGAUGAAAAUGCGGUCUCUUAUUUCUUAGAGUCUUUUGCUCAGGAAAUCAGUCAUGAUAUAGAGAACUCGGAAGCUGAUCGGCCUGAAGAAGCAAACGAAGUCGAAAGUUCCGAGGAGCAGGAAAUUCACCAGCAAGAGGAGGAGGAGGAGGAGGAGGAGGAGGAGGAGGCGAUGGAGGAAGAGAAGACGGAGGCGGAGGACGAGGUGGAUGUGAAAGAUGAAGUGAUAAUCGAGAGAAAGAGGACAAAUCCUGCAGAUAAGGGACUAUUUCUCUGUCACAUGUGUCCCCGAGUUUUCACGACAAAGAAAUUUUUGGAAAGACACGCCAAUCUUCAUCUGACAAAAAAAACUUAUGCCUGCGACACCUGCGGUAAAGUUUUCAAAACCGAAGAAAAACUAACCGGGCACUUGCGGGUGCACGACAAAACUAAAAGGUUCGAGUGCGACGUCUGUGGUUUGAAAUAUGCUUACGAAUAUCUGCUUAAUUCGCAUUUGCGGCUGCAUGGCCGAGGAAAGCCAUUUAAUACGGAAAAGAACUUUUUGUGCGAAGUUUGUAGCAAGUCUUUUGUGUCGCAGUCUGGCCUGAAGCAUCACCAGAAACUGCACAUGGAUGUGAAGCCGUACAAGUGCAAAUUCUGCGAUAAAACGUUCACGAUGCCAAUUUAUAGGAAGAAGCAUGAAGUGCGACACGCGGCGGACAGACAAUUUAAGUGUCAUUUGUGUCCGGCAAUUUAUGCUUCAACGAAUGGACUGACGAAUCAUCUCUUGAGGCACACGGGAGAGGCGCACUAUCAUUGUGAGACCUGCGGAAAAUCAUUUAGAAGACGGAAGUAUUUAAAUGAACACACUUACACGCACACGGGGGAAAAGCCCUAUAUUUGUAAAAUGUGUGGAAUUGGCUAUGGUAAUUCUGGAAGCUUGUUUGCUCAUCAAAAGAGAUGUAAGCUCAACUUUCUGGAUGAAUUAGAGCAACCGGUGAAUGAGGAAAUUUUAGGUGAUGAGUAGGAGGUGCAAAUGAGGAGAAACGUGUUUUUCUUUUUUCUUUUUUUUUCAAAGAUUUGUUAUGUAAGUUUAUCCUUUAGUUUUAAUAAGUAAGUUUGAGAGGAUUAUAUUCUUCACUUUAAUUGUAUUUCUUUAAUGGAGAAUUCAUUUAUAUUUAAUAAAUAAAGUAUA
Molecule: messenger RNA, 2702 nt
Organism: Belonocnema kinseyi
Lineage: Eukaryota; Metazoa; Arthropoda; Insecta; Hymenoptera; Cynipidae
Product: zinc finger and SCAN domain-containing protein 12-like
Exons: 4
Coding region: 426-2534 (702 amino acids)
Biological process (GO): regulation of transcription by RNA polymerase II
Cellular component (GO): nucleus
Molecular function (GO): zinc ion binding; DNA-binding transcription activator activity, RNA polymerase II-specific; RNA polymerase II cis-regulatory region sequence-specific DNA binding
Source: RefSeq, a predicted model, not a curated record